AUGAUACAAUUUUCUGAGCUUGAAAAUGCAUUACUUGAGUGGGUUCUGCAAAACCAAGGAAGAAUAACAUUAAGCUGGCUAUUCAAAUUUAAAAAAAGGAAUAGAUUAGGAUGGGUAACAAAACAUGAAGAAGAUGCUUCCGUAGACGAAUCUGUUAUUGCAGUUGUUAUUCCUCAGUUAAAUGAGCCUUUGGACGCUGGCAUUAUUAUGUCCUUUAAACACCACUAUAAAAGUUACUUUAUCAAAUGGCUGCUUGAUCAGUAUGAAGCUGGAAAUGAUAAUAAGUUGAAUGUUCUUGGUGCCAUAAAGUUUAUUGUCUGA
This is a messenger RNA of Cetraspora pellucida, 321 nucleotides long. The record is from the annotation of a GenBank genome assembly. Lineage: Eukaryota; Fungi; Glomeromycota; Glomeromycetes; Diversisporales; Gigasporaceae.